AUGGCGAGAGAAACACUGACCAACCUCUGCAUUUUCUUGCUUGUCACCUUCACUCUUUUUGCGUCGAUUAAUGCAGUUGAAAAGAAAGAAAAGGAGUGUGUCAAGCAAGAAGGCAGCGUUCUGAUUCCCGGAAUCGGGCGCUACAUGCCUGGAAGCCAUCGGCCGAAGCCCAGCAUAUCCGGGUUGGACAACAGUGGCCCGGCGGCGGCCCAUGCUCGAUACAUCCCCGGUAACGACGAUACCUUCGUACCCAACCCAGGAUAUGAAGUUCCAAACCCAGGAUCAAAUCUUCCUUGA
Phalaenopsis equestris is the source of this 297-nucleotide messenger RNA. Its product is annotated as putative cell wall protein. Bases 1 to 297 code for a protein of 98 amino acids. The transcript has a single exon. Lineage: Eukaryota; Viridiplantae; Streptophyta; Magnoliopsida; Asparagales; Orchidaceae. The record is from RefSeq and is a predicted model, not a curated record.